Messenger RNA from Melanaphis sacchari, 2077 nucleotides. Its product is annotated as facilitated trehalose transporter Tret1-like. NCBI's taxonomy places the organism in Eukaryota, Metazoa, Arthropoda, Insecta, Hemiptera, Aphididae. Gene Ontology annotation, biological process: transmembrane transport; carbohydrate transport. The transcript has 7 exons. Gene Ontology annotation, molecular function: sugar transmembrane transporter activity. The record is from RefSeq and is a predicted model, not a curated record. Bases 1 to 1743 code for a protein of 580 amino acids. Gene Ontology annotation, cellular component: membrane.
AUGUACGUGUCGCUGUGCAGGGGAAUCCCGGAGAGUUCGUUCAGGAAACCGCCGAAACCGCAACCCCAGCAGACACACCGGUUGAAUCUGAGUGGUGGUGGUGGUCCCCCCCGGAGGAAGACGUCUGGUUACGCGCGGCCGCAGUUCACCAGUCCUAUGGAGUUAGAGACGCUAAUGGAGGAAGGGGCUUUGCCCGGGCCAGGUAGCCGAGAAGGCGAAGCGCUGACGGUGGACGACGGCACUCGUGCAUCGCUCUCCAACGGGGACAAAGCUCCGCUUAGCCAUCAGUCACUACAACCACAACAAGAAGAACUCAACUCGUCCGCUGCCAUGAAAUCGAAUUCCGAUCGUCCGCACAGCUCGCUCAACCUUUACCUGGCAGCAUGCACGGUGAACAUGGGCGCGCUAGCUGCCGGCUGUGCACUCACGUGGUCUUCGCCAACCCUGGUGAAGCUUCAAAACGGUGAAACCGGCAUUAAAAUCACAAGCGAUGAAUGCUCCUGGGUGGGCUCACUAGUGACUCUGGGAGCGGCCAUCGGACCUAUACUCGCUGGAGCCCUGCUGGAUCGUUUAGGUCGUAAGAACACUAUACUUUUGAGCAUGAUACUGUCGGCGAUCUCGUGGAUCAUCAUCGGCGCAAUUUCCAACCUCAUAGCGCUGUACGUGGCUCGGGUGUUGGCGGGUAUCGCUGUCGGUGUCAUUUUUACCGCCGUACCAAUGUACAUCGCAGAAAUAGCAGAGAUGCGUCUGAGGUCAUCAUUGGGUACACUGAUGCAGUUCUUCUUGGUUGUCGGAUUUUUGCUCGAAUACAUUGUCGGACCGUACACAUCAUAUCUAACGCUAGCCAUCGUGUCUCUGGCGACGCCCGUUCUGUGCUUCGGCAUGUUCGUGUGGAUGCCGGAUUCGCCACAGUCACUGUUAAUACGGCCUGGGGGAGAGCAGAAGGCCAUGGAAUCGUUGCGGUGGUUGCGCGGUAAUCCACAAGAGACGGCUCUGAUCAAAGAGCUCGAAGAUAUCAAGAAAUCCGUCGACGAGGCGAAGAAACAAAAGUCUAGUUUCGAUGAACUAUUUGCUAACAAGGGAAACAUCAAGGCGGUGAUUAUAUCCUGUGCCAUGGUAGCAUGGCAGCAGCUCAGCGGUAUCAACGUGGUGUUGCUGUACAGUGAAAUAAUUUUUUUGAAAACCGGUGUCGAUCUAUCUGCCAGCGUGUCUACAAUAAUCGUCGGAACGGUGAUGUUGUUCGCUGCUGCUGCGACGCCGACCUUAGCUAAGAAAACUACAAUGAGAAUGCUACUAUACAUUUCUGCAAUCGGAAUGGCAAUUACCGACGGAGCGCUUGGCUUAUUUUUCUAUUUACAAAAUUCAGGAAAGGAUGUGAGUUCUAUUGGAUGGUUACCGGUUACAAGUUUGGUACUUUUCAUCAUCACUUAUUGUCUCGGUUUCGGUCCUCUACCAUGGGCUAUUAUGGGAGAGAUAUUUCCGACCAAUCUUAAGUCUGUGGCAUCAGCUUUAACAGCCAGUUUUUGUUGGCUGCUGGGCUUCGUACUAACGAAGAUGUUUGAUAUGGUGUGCAAUGCUAUUGGCAUACACUUUGUAUUUUGGUUUUUUGCCGUGUGCUGUAUAUUAGCACUGUUGUUUACGGCAUUUUUAUUGCCAGAAACCGAAGGCAAGACACUUCAAGAAAUUCAGGACAUACUGCACGGCAGAAACAAAUCCGAAAACCUCAAAAUGACCAGAGCAUAAUACAUGAUACAAUUUUGUACAAAAGCGACUGAUUAUUUUUCAUUUGAUUAAAACUUGUUUAAAUUGUCUACACGAUAUUUAUAUAUAUAAAACAUAAAUAUAUGUUGCAGAUAACAGCCAAUAUAUUAAUUAGGUAUCGUUAGUUUUAAAAUCCGAUUUUAAGUAUAUCUAUAUUCAUACGAUUCAAUAAUCAUACUGUAAAUUUUGUACUCAAUAUUUUUAUUUUUCAUUUUAUUUUAGAUAGUGAAGACCUUAUUCAUACAUUAUAUGUUUAUUAUUUAAUAUUAUUAAUAUUUAAAAUAAAUUUAUCACACACAAGUAAUUCCAUCCGACA